Molecule: messenger RNA, 1473 nt
Organism: Solanum tuberosum (potato)
Lineage: Eukaryota; Viridiplantae; Streptophyta; Magnoliopsida; Solanales; Solanaceae
Exons: 3
Coding region: 72-1070 (332 amino acids)
Source: RefSeq, a predicted model, not a curated record
UGGAUUGGGAAGGGAGAGUGAAUGGAGGAGAUUGUAAUCUGACAUCUUCUUCUUCGUCGGGUUGUACUAGUAUGGGUGCUGGAGGAUUCAGUUAUAUACAACACACCGUUUCUAAAUUUGAUACCCUUGCUGGUGUAGCUAUCAGAUAUGGUGUUGAGGUGGCUGAUAUUAAAAGGAUAAAUGGCCUCGUAUCAGAUCUCCAAAUGUUUGCUCUCAAAACACUUCAAAUACCGUUACCUGGGAGGCAUCCCCCAUCGCCCAUCAUAUCAAAUGGUCAAGGACCUAGCAGCUCUGAGCAGACUUCUUCAAGUCGUCGACACUCUGAUAUAUUCGAUUCAUUUCAGUCCCUGAAACUGAAAUCCUCUCCCCAGCCAAAAGUUUCGCCAGCCAUGAGCAGCUUACAAGGAUAUUAUGGUCUUAAACCUCCAGAUCAGAAAGCUGCUUCUGAAGGAUUUGAAAUGGCAGUGUAUCGUAAGGGAGGAUCACAUUAUUUAGAAGAUGGCCCAUUUUACAAAUCCUCUUCUCUUUCAAAUCCACCACUUAGUCUUCAGAGAAAAUCUAAAAGUGUAGCUAAUGGUUUUAUGUCAGAGAAUGGGGUUCCUGCAAAUCAUCUAUCAACACAAGACACCAGAGACAAUGGUUCGGAUAGAUGGUUUAAGAAAUUAGUGAGAAGGCGUCAAAAGUCAGAGACUGAUUUCACGCGUACUCCAGAAAUGCUGUUGAAGGAAGAUAACAGCAACAGUGGCUGGUUUUCAGCCGUCACUGGCAAGGGCUUAGCUUUGAGACCCAAGUCAGCUAAUCGAACUCUCUCUGGAGCGGAUGCUGAAGCAAAUUCAAUAAAUCCUAUUCCUAUUGGCUUAGGGGAUUCUUUACUAAACGACAGCACAUCCGUAGUUAGGAAGUCAUCAAGUACAUCGAAUUUGCAGGAUUCAGAUAGCGGUACAUUGUCUUCCCUGUGGAAUUUGAAGCCAGAUUUUCAAGCAAUUUCUACUGCAGCCAUUACUAAGCCAAUCUUUGAUGGGCUACCUAAACCAAUCACAGGUCGAAGAAACAAGGCCGCACUCGAUUAGGUUAUUCUUUCUGCAUUAGCUGCUUAGAAGUUCAUUUCUUCGAUACUUUAGACAGCAUCCUCUGGUGAAGUGAUAAAUGGAGAAUUGAAGAUAGAAGCAGACACUUUGGUUAUCUCAUGGUAAAAAUAAACUUGUUUUGGUUUAUGAAUAUCGGUUGGGGCAUGUUCAUAUCUUCCAUUGGUGAAGUUGAAGUGUCCUCAGAAUUAGUUUGAGAUUUAUAGCAGCACCAAACUUGGGUGAAGCAUCGAUUUUUGCUAUAGAAUGGUAAUGCAUUAUGACAGCAGAUGUAUAUUAGGCAUUUAAGUUGAUUGAUCUGAAAUUGGGAGAGAGGAUAUUGUUUAUACGUGUAUUAUAUGAUCUGUACAUGAUCACUUUUCUACACAUGAUUUGUGUUUUUAUUUCA